This is a messenger RNA of Salvia hispanica, 1674 nucleotides long. RefSeq lists its product as uncharacterized. Lineage: Eukaryota; Viridiplantae; Streptophyta; Magnoliopsida; Lamiales; Lamiaceae. The record is from RefSeq and is a predicted model, not a curated record. Gene Ontology annotation, molecular function: ATP binding; protein serine/threonine kinase activity. Gene Ontology annotation, biological process: protein phosphorylation.
GGCAAUUUAACGGAGGCGAAGCGGAGGAGGAAAUGGAGGAGCAAUCGACGGAGCUCGCAUCCAUUUCCACCCUCCAACGCGCCGCCGCCGCCAAGAAACUCAUCGAGAAUCAUUACAAGGCCCUUACCAAAGCCAUCGAGGAACGCAGGCAAAGGCGUCAAUUGCUGCAAAAGCUGCUGGCUGCUUCCGGCGAAUCCGAGGAAGAACAGAUGAACGUUUUGAAGGAGCUGGAGCGCAAAGAGACUGAAUACAUGCGAUUGAGGCGAAACAGAACUUCUGUUACUGACUUCGACCUCUUAACCAUCAUAGGAAGAGGCGCUUUUGGAGAGGUGAUAUUGUGCCGGGAGAAAUUAACUGGCAACGUAUAUGCGAUGAAGAAGUUGAAAAAGUCUGAAAUGCUGAGAAGAGGACAGGUUGAACAUGUCAAAUCCGAAAGGAAUUUAUUGGUGGAAGUUGUCAGUGACUACAUCGUGAAGCUUUAUUGUUCGUUUCAAGAUGCCGAGUAUCUCUACUUGGUCAUGGAAUAUCUGCAUGGUGGUGACAUGAUGACUUUGCUUAUGCGAGAGGACGUUUUGACUGAAAAUGUGGCGAGGUUUUAUAUUGCAGAAGCUGUUCUGGCUAUAGAAUCUAUCCACGAGCGCAACUACAUUCACAGGGAUAUUAAACCUGACAACCUUAUUUUGGACAAAAAUGGUCACCUGAAGUUGUCUGAUUUUGGCCUCUGCAAGUCCAUUGACUGUUCGAAUCUUGACUCGUUAAAUGGGAAAGAGCUGGUCGAUAAAAAGGAGUCGAGGGAACCAGGAAGUGAGAAUGAUUGUGUACCUGACAAAGGAGAUGAAAGCCAAUGGGAGAGUUCUCGCGAAAAACUAGAGCACUGGCAAAAGAGCAGGAGGACACAGGCCUUUUCAACGGUUGGGACGCCCGACUAUAUUGCGCCUGAAGUAUUGGUUAAGAAAGGUUAUGGGGUAGAGUGUGAUUGGUGGUCACUUGGUUGCAUUAUGUAUGAGAUGCUUAUUGGCUAUCCCCCGUUCUACUCUGACAAUCCUGUAACAACGUGCAAAAAGAUUGUGCACUGGAAAAACCACCUGAAGUUUCCGAGUGACAGUAGGCUAACUCCGAGCGCAAAGGACCUGAUCUGCAGAUUGCUAUGCAAUGUAGAUGAUCGGAUAGGUUCUCGUGGCGUGGGUGAAAUAAAGGCUCAUCCAUGGUUCCAACAAAUAGAGUGGGACAACAUCUACGACACGGAAGCUGCAUACAGGCCGGAGGUAAAUGGGGAGCUUGACACCCAAAAUUUUUUCGAACAGGAUGAGGUGGAUUUCCAGCCAGAAAAAUCUCGAACAGUGGCUUGGAGGAAGUUUCAUAAUUCAAAUGACUUGAGUUUUAUUGGCUACACAUACCGAUGCUUUGAACCAAUGAAAGGGCUAACAAAGUCUCCAGAAAAAGCCACUAAUGGAAAAGGUUUAAAGCGGGCUGCAUCGGCCGAUGUUCUUCUACAUUGAAACCAGACAUAACAUUGAUUCUAAUUAUUGGCUGAGUUGAGCAAUGGAUCUAAAAAUAUGAUUUUUAGGACUAAUGGUUAGAUAAAUAAAUAUAGUAAUUGAAAACAGAAAAAGAAAAUCAAAGUUGUACAUGAUACAUUCCUUUAAUUAAAAGAUUAUUAAUUCUUUUGUACUA